Messenger RNA from Trematosphaeria pertusa, 1622 nucleotides. RefSeq names its product ThrRS/AlaRS common domain-containing protein. Bases 157 to 1494 code for a protein of 445 amino acids. Gene Ontology annotation, biological process: tRNA aminoacylation; regulation of translational fidelity. Gene Ontology annotation, molecular function: ATP binding; Ser-tRNA(Ala) deacylase activity; aminoacyl-tRNA ligase activity. The record is from RefSeq and is a predicted model, not a curated record. The transcript has a single exon. Lineage: Eukaryota; Fungi; Ascomycota; Dothideomycetes; Pleosporales; Trematosphaeriaceae.
AUAGCUUCGAUGAUAACCCGGAUUGCGCUUACUAAGUGUCCCGUUUCGCGCCAUUUCUCUCAUCUUCCUUCGUCCUUCUUUUCGACGUCCAAUCAAAGUUUCUUCAAACUCUCUCCUACUUCUUCACGUAACACAUCUCUUCUCGUCUUACGAGCAAUGGCCGUAGCUGAACCGAUCCCAAGCAUCGUGGGCGCCCUAUCGUGCCAGAAGGAUUCUUAUCUCCGCAGUCUGGAAACGGAAGUUGUAUCGUGUACUGAAUACGUAGCCCCAAAGACGCAAAAAACAAACGGCAAGUCGAAAAGCACGAAGUCCCCCGAUCCCGGAAAGGCAAUAGGAAACGGUGAAGCACCAUCUUCAAAAACAUGGCUCAUCGAAUUCGCGGACUCGGUUCUGUUCCCCGAAGGCGGCGGCCAACCAACAGACCACGGCUCCAUCACGCCUCUGACUUCAGACCCGUCAGGCGCUAUACCCAUCACCAGCAUCCAGCGCCACGGACUCCGCUGCGUCCACUUGUCCUCCCAGCCCCUCGAGCCCGGCACGCGAGUACAGCAAGAUGUUGACUUCAACCGCCGCUGGGACCACAUGCAGCAGCACACGGGCCAGCAUCUGCUCUCCGCAAUCAUGGACACAAUGUCCCUGCCCACGCUCAGCUGGUCCAUGGGCGCCGCGGGAGAAAUGAACUACAUCGAGCUCCUGCGGAAGCCCAGCGACGAGGAGCUCCGCAGCAUCCAGCAGCGCUGCAACGAAGCCAUCCGGACCAACAUGCCCAUCACAGUCGAAACGCCCGGAGAUGCGGCGGCGCAUAAGCUGCCUGGCGACUACGAUAAAGAGAAGGGCGUGGUGCGGUUUAUCAAGAUCGGCGAUCUGGACUACAAUGCGUGCUGUGGGACGCAUUUGAAGCAGACGAGCCAUAUUGGGGUGAUUCUGCUGCAUCAUAUGCAGAGUGUGCGCGGCACGAAUUGCAGGCUCUUCUUCUCCGCGGGCGAUCGCGCGAUUCAGCUUGCAACGGAGUCUAUCAACUCGUUGCGGAAUAUCGCGGUAUCGCUGUCGUCGGGGUCUGCGCCGGCAGACGUGCAGAGCAGCGUACAGCGGCUUAGCGACUCGUUUGCCGACGCGAGGAAGAAGGAGAAGAAGAUGCUCGCCGAGAUCGCGAAGUACGAGGGCGACAGGAUCAAGGCUGACUUGGCUGCCGGCAAGAAAGCGUGGUGCUAUCGGGCAACGGAUGGGCUGGACUAUAUAAAUCUGGUGGUUUUUGAAGUCAAGGAAGCCGUUAAGGAGCGCGGCGUUGUCGUGUUCGCUUCAGGAGAAGUGAAGACAGCGGGGUCCAUUGUUAUCAUCGGAGAGAAGGGCUUAGUUGAAAGCAUGGCCACGAAAGUCAAAGAGCUUGUUAGCACGGCCAAAGGAGGCGGGAAGGGCGAGAAGUGGCAGGGCAAGGUGACGGAGUGGAGGAAGGGCGAGAUCGAGGCUCUGAAGGCGGCGGUCGAAGGACAAUGAACAUAACUAACCCUAAGGCAUUUGCGCUUUAUAGACUUGCGAUAGAUGGAAAUGACAUUUAGCGCUUAAGGGUAUCAGCGUUUCAAAGCGACCGUUCCCUCUCCAUAUGUACACUGAAUGAAAGGAUA